GUAUGUGACUGGAUGUAUCUGCAAACAUUGUAUGUAUACUUUUGGAAGUUAAUCAUCCUUUGACAGUGGUUUAGCAUUUUUGUCGGCGAAAGCGUUAACGUAAAUGCACCAACAUUUGAUAAUUAUGGCUUCUCACACAAUGACACCAUCAUUUGGCUAUCUAAAUUCUUCUACACAAUCUUUUGGACAAUCUUGAAGUGCAUUUGGAUGUACCUAGUGCAAUCAUAUUCUUAUUAUUUUCGUUUAUUUAUUAAUUAAUUAACAAUUAAGAUCAGUGUAACUGAUAGAUUUGAGUAACAAGAAUCAGUGAUCGAGUCAGAUGCAAGACGUAUUUAUUUAUUAAGAAUACUAUGAUAUUAUUGUUUUCGCUUAAAUCAUCCUGUUCAGAAGAAUUAGUACUUUAAUUCCAGCCAUAAAGACCAUAACUUAAAAAAGUUAAAAACUUGUGUUUAUUUAUUUUUGUUUUUCCUAAAAUCUAAACUAAGAUCAAAGUUCUUCAACAGCGGUUCUCGGUAAUUUAAAUAAGUGCUUUGGGUUAAAAAUGGAAUUUCGUUAAUUCGUUUUCAGAUGAAACAUUCCGGUACAAAGAAAAAGAACUGGUUGGUGACACACAAAAUCGAAUUUUUUUAAGUUUAGUUUAUAAAUGUUAGAACGAUUAGUACGUUCUUAUUAAAUUUAAUGUUAACGCUUCAAUUUAUUAUAUCAAAGUACAAAAAUCGAUUAAAGGUUGUUAAAACAUUUAAAUUUUAACAUACAAUUAAUUCUAGUCCUAGAAAAAAGUCAUAGUAAAAGAAAACUUUUCUUUUUUUAGUUAAACAUUAAAAUGGAAAUACUCGAAGGCGAAAGAAAAAACUCAAAAAUUUAUUACCAAAAUGGUUACUAUUAUCGUAAAGACAAAAAAGCAACAGAAUCGUAUGGUGGCGGUUUCAAAUGUAAGGAUGAAUUUUGUAGAAGUCGUGCAACAAGUGAACCAAGCCUAGCGUUAGUACAAAUAACGCCGCAUAAUCAUUUGCCAGAUUUUGAAAAAAAAGAGAUUUUAAAAUUAAAACUAUCAAUAAAACGAGCUGCUGAAACUACAAGUGGAAGUUUGCGAGAUAUUUUUGACCAAGAAACUGCUAGUAACCAAUCAGCACAUCCCGUUUCUUUUGGAAUGAUGGAAAGCACUAUGUAUCGCAGACGUAGAUCAGUGCAGCCGCAAUUACCAGCCAAUUGCGGGGAAUUAGACAACUCUUUGAGAGUAAACAACAUAAGUAAAUUUUUAGACGGGACCGAUUUUUACAAAGGGUACGUUCGUAUAAAUAACGAUUAUGCUCACAUAUUUAUCGGGAAAACAGUCGUUUCUUCACCGACUGAUUUGCACGUUGACGGAACAUUUAAGGUAGUUCUGAAAAUGUUUUAUCAAAUGAUAACAUUUGGGUACAUUUUGCUUGAUCAUUUUAUUCCAACUAUUUUCAUACUUAUGACUAGAAAAACGCAAGAGCUGUAUUCUCUUGCAUUUUCCAAAGUUGCUGAACUCGUUCCACAUUUGUCACCGUUACGGAUAAUGACGGACUAUGAACAAGCAUUGAUAAAUACCUUGGAAAUUCAAUAUCCUUUAGCUGAAAUUUCAGGCUGUUGGUUUCAUUACGUAAAUGCUGAGGUUAACAAGUGUAAACAUCUUGGAUUGUUUGGACUUUAA
Messenger RNA from Hydra vulgaris (swiftwater hydra), 1678 nucleotides. NCBI's taxonomy places the organism in Eukaryota, Metazoa, Cnidaria, Hydrozoa, Anthoathecata, Hydridae. The record is from RefSeq and is a predicted model, not a curated record.